Python bivittatus (Burmese python) is the source of this 897-nucleotide messenger RNA. Lineage: Eukaryota; Metazoa; Chordata; Lepidosauria; Squamata; Pythonidae. The record is from RefSeq and is a predicted model, not a curated record.
GCGUGCAAGGUUUGCAGCCACGUGGGUAGAGCGCGGGUGGAGGAGGAGAGGAGGAGGGUCCCGGGGGUUUUUGAACCCCUUCCAGACACCAUCGGAGCCUCUCUAAGCGCAGAAACUGCUGUUGUCAGGAGAAUCGCCAUGCCUUCCGCGGAGAUCAUCAGUGGGAAAACCGUGUCCGCCCAAGUAAGGGAGAGACUGAAGAACCAAGUUGCAGAAAUGAAAACAAAGGCUCCAGGUUUCAGGCCAGGCCUUGCUAUUCUGCAGGUUGGCGAUCGGGAUGAUUCAAACCUCUACAUUAGCAUGAAGCUGAAGGCUGCUGCUGAGAUUGGGAUCAAUGCCAAUCACAUCAAGUUGCCGAACACUGCUACAGAAGCUGAGGUGCUCAAAUGCAUUAACAAUUUGAACGAAGACCCUGGCAUCCACGGGUUUAUAGUGCAAUUGCCUCUGGAUUCAAACAAGCCCAUCAACACAGAGAAAAUAACCAACGCUGUGGCACCCGAGAAAGAUGUCGAUGGCUUGAGCAGUAUUAAUGCAGGGAAACUGUCGCGUGGUGAACUCAACAACUGCUUCAUUCCUUGCACACCAAAAGGAUGCAUGGAGCUUAUCAGGCAAACAGGUAUUCAAGUAGCGGGCAAAAAAGCAGUAGUGAUUGGACGCAGUAAGAUAGUCGGGGCUCCGAUGCAUGACCUGCUGCUUUGGAACCAUGCAACCGUGACCACCUGCCAUUCCAAGACUGCAUCACUGGCUGAUGAAGUCAGUAAAGCAGAUAUCCUGGUGGUUGCAGCUGGCAAAGCUGAGAUGGUGAAAGGUGAAUGGAUCAAACCAGGUUCAGUAGUGAUUGACUGUGGAAUCAAUCACAUACCAGGUAAUAUUAAAGAGUGACUGUGAAAAAUGGUU